CCAUUUUUAAUAGUUUGUAUUUUCGAAGCGAUUUAAUAAUAAAGUGUUAUUUAAAAGAAAAUUAAAUAAAAAUUUAAUUCAUAAUCACCAGAAAAAAAAAAUACAUCAAUAGUGGUAAAUAAUACAAUGGAGCCUGAUCAACGAAUCAGGACAAAAAUUACACCACUAAUUAUCUUAGCGUUUGCAGUGCACAUAUUAUUGCUUUUGAGUGUGUUGGAUAUUUAUUUCACUUCUCCACUUGAGCAUGGCAUGAUUCAUCACAGAGCAAAUAUAAGCAAUCCACCUGCAAGAAGAUUAGUUCUACUUCUUGCUGAUGGUUUACGAGCUUCUGCACUAUUCAAUAAGGACAUGCCAACUGCUACACCUUUUCUGUACUCAAUUAAAGAAAAUGAAGGAGCUUGGGGUAUAGCUCAUACCCAAGUUCCAACUGAAUCAAGACCAGGGCAUAUUGCUAUAUUUGCUGGGUUUUAUGAAGAUCCUAGUGCAAUUUUCAAAGGUUGGAGAGAUAAUCCUGUUGAUUUUGAUACAGUAAUAAAUCAAAGUACCAAAUCGGUCUGUUUUGGAAGCCCUGACAUAGUUAAUAUGUUCAAUAAAUAUAAUUAUUCACACAUUACUUCAUAUUAUUAUGAUCCAUUGAUGGAAGACUUUUCUGGAAAAUGGAAGUCAGUGGUUUUGGACCAAUGGGUUAUGGAACACUCAAAAAAAUAUAUCCAAUCAGGAAGACUUUCUGGUUCACAAGAUGGAGUGAUUGUAUUUCUUCACUUGUUAGGAAUAGAUACUGCAGGCCAUAGCUUCAAACCAGUUUCAAUGGAAUAUAAACUGAACAUCGAAGAAUUAGAUAAAGAAAUUAAUCUAUUUGUAAAAUUCUUUACAAACUACUUCCAUGACAAUGACACUGCCUUUAUAUUUACAUCAGACCAUGGAAUGACUGACUGGGGUUCCCAUGGUGCUGGUUCAAAGGAUGAGACUGAAGUUCCAUUUAUUGCUUGGGGAUCAGGGAUUCCUAAAACAGCUGAACGUCACGAUUUAAAUUUAACUGACAUAGCACCUUUGAUAUCAGCUUUAUUGGGGAUUAAUUUUCCUACUAAUUCAUUGGGGAUUACUCCACUGCAUUUUUUGAAUGCUCCUAUAAAAGAUACUGCUCAAAUAGUAUAUGCUAACGCCUUGCAACUGUAUGAAUUAUUUAUGGCUAAAGAGAAAAAAAUAAAAAAGAAUCCAAUUGUUGUUUUCAAACCUUUCUAUAAACUGCCUAAAGAAAAGUUAAUUGGCUGGAAAUCUUACAUGGAAGAUCUCUUUCAAAUGGAAAAUUACCAGGAAGUUAUAAAGUUUACAGAGAAUGUUAUUAAUAAUCUUGUGGAGGGCAUCAAAUAUUAUAACAGUUAUUUCCAAAUAUACCUAUCCUUAUUGUCCACAUUAGCAUUUAUUGGAUGGCUUCUAUAUUUAAUAUCUUGGCUGCCGAUUUUCUCCAAUGUUUAUAGUAGCAUUGGCACUGGCGAUUGGAAUUAUCAUAAUAUUAAAGAGAAACCUCUUUCUGUUGUAUUUCUUUUUCUUAACGUCAUCGGCUUCGUAAUUUCCCGAGCUAUGGGUUUCAUAUAUUAUUACACAUUGUAUGUUUUGUUUCCUAUGGCAAGCUGGUAUUUAGUUUACCUUAGAUCUAAUUAUAUGAGACUUCUCUAUAACUGGUUAAUGCAAUUCAAAGUGCGCACAUUACUAUCAUUUGCUAUUACUUACGGAAUAGGUACAGAAAUGUUGGUAAGUUGUUUCCUUUUUAAUAAAACAAAAAGUAGAUGCGGUAUAUAG
Molecule: messenger RNA, 1800 nt
Organism: Agrilus planipennis (emerald ash borer)
Lineage: Eukaryota; Metazoa; Arthropoda; Insecta; Coleoptera; Buprestidae
Product: GPI ethanolamine phosphate transferase 1-like
Exons: 8
Coding region: 127-1800 (557 amino acids)
Biological process (GO): GPI anchor biosynthetic process
Cellular component (GO): endoplasmic reticulum membrane
Molecular function (GO): mannose-ethanolamine phosphotransferase activity
Source: RefSeq, a predicted model, not a curated record